Messenger RNA from Aspergillus glaucus CBS 516.65, 1008 nucleotides. Its product is annotated as tRNA wybutosine-synthesizing 3 family protein. Gene Ontology annotation, molecular function: tRNA methyltransferase activity. Bases 1 to 1008 code for a protein of 335 amino acids. The record is from RefSeq and is a predicted model, not a curated record. Gene Ontology annotation, cellular component: cytoplasm. Lineage: Eukaryota; Fungi; Ascomycota; Eurotiomycetes; Eurotiales; Aspergillaceae. The transcript is spliced from 2 exons. Gene Ontology annotation, biological process: tRNA methylation.
AUGGCCAAUACCACAGAAACCAUCCCAGAGGCCUUUGAAACUCGCAAGUGCCAAAUCCUCGCAGACCUCUCGAUCCCAGACGCAGAAUACACAGAUCUAUCGCCCAAAGGAUCCGUGGACGAGGGAAUCCGCGAUCUGAUUCGCGACGUCAACGCACAGCCCGGCUUGGUGACGACCAGUAGCUGUGCUGGGCGGAUCAGUGUGUUUCUGGAGGGGAGGAAAAAGCAAUCUCAGAAACCCCCACAACAAGAGCAACAGCAACCACAGCAAGAACAGCAGCAACAGCAACAGCAGCAGAGACAGUUCGCACCAUCUGGUGGCAAAGGUGCCGGACGAUGGUUGUAUGUCUCGCAUGAGCCUCUGAAAGAAGAGAUGAAGAAUGGUCAAUCAUUGCACGGGUUGUUUGGACUUGUGCCGGGGGAUGGGAGACCACCGAGGAGGCUGCAGGGCGAACAGGGCCAAGCCCCACGUCUUGUGCGCUUUCAUUUUGAGCCCAUGAUCCUCCACAUCAUGACUGCAACUCUUCAACACGCUAAUCCGGUUCUAUCAGCUGGAUCCAGUUCGGGUUUUCGAGAAAGCGGUUUGCAGAGUCUUCGCUGCUUGGAAGACAGCGAAGGUAUUAGCCCGAUUGUUGCUGUCCGCUCAUCGGGCCUUUCGCUGGAAUCAGUCAUUGGCUACUGUGAUGAUAGCAACGAGGAUGACGGUGGCGAGCCUGUCAUCCACAGCCUAGUUACAGAGGAAUAUCUAGAAAUGCUGGUUGCCAUUUCGAAUGAGCGUUUUUCGGUCAACACAGAGCGAAAGGAGAGAUUCCGAACAUGUCUGCUCGAGUUAUGUUCUCCAGAGAAGGCUCCUGGCUCGAAGUCAAAAGGAAAAUCUAGGCCUCCUGGCUGGGAAGACCCUGAGCAACGGAGAGAAAGGAAGAGGGCCGAAGGGCUAAUAAGGAAAAAGCUCCUGGAGAGCCAGGUGAAUACAGGUGAUGGGGAUACGAAGGUGGAAGAUGAUUUGUGA